GGACAAGCCGAGGCGAGCUCUGAAGCUCUGCGGCUAAAAACUUAUUAUUUCUUCGGACGCUACUGAAGAUGGCGGGCGCUCUGACUUUCUUCGCGAUUCUUCUCCUCCUGGGACAUUCAGCAGAAGCGAACAAGUGUGUUAAGGGCACGCGCAACCUGGCCAAGGGUCGCUCGGCCUAUCAGUGGAAUACUCUGUCCGGAGGAGUCGCCAGCCGCGCUGUGGAUGGGAACAAAAGUCCCUACUGGUCAAGUAACUCCUGCACCCACACGAAAGAGGAUAUCGACCCGUGGUGGCGAGUCGACCUGGGCAGCGAGCAUUGUGUGGCCGAGGUGGUCGUCGUUAACCGGAUGGACAGCUGUUGCAAAGGAAGGCUGGAAGGCUUCAAAGUUCACGUGGGCAACAGCGGUCAUCCAGCCUUCAACCCUAGCUGUGGGGGACCGCAGUCCGUCAGCAAACAAAACGACAAAGGGGAAAUCAGGGUAGACUGUGGCGGGCGGAGAGGCCGAUAUGUUGGGAUAACUCUGGAUGGCAACGAAAAAAUCCUGACACUCUGUGAGGUGGAGGUCUAUGGAGAGAAGAGCAGCCGGAAGCGAGGAGGAUAUUAUGGAGCACUCACAGGUACAGGGGCCCAGGGCAACGACUUGGAGAACGCAGCCUUUGAGGAAGAGGCCUUGGAGAAAAAAGCCUGGGAGGAAGAAGCCUUGGAGGAAGAAGUCUUGGAGGAGAUAGAAGCCUUGGAAGUUGCACUCGAGAUGGAAAAAUAGGCAUCCAAGAAAGGCGUCAAGAAUGAAUAGUGACGCCCACAAUAUUGUAGCUUAAACCUUAAGUGUCUACUCUUUAAGUAACUUCAUGUAACUUAAGCUUCAAGUAACUUGAGUCUCAAGUAACUUCGACCUUAAGUAAUUUAAACUUCCAGUUGGUUUAGACAUUGCGGUGUCCUAAACUUUAAAUUUCUUAACACUAAAGUGACGUAACCUUCAGAUGACUUAGCUAUCCAGUACUUUAACCCUCAGGUGAAAAUGUACCCGAAGUAGGGUUAAUCAUAAUUCCAUCAAAGUUUGACAUACAUCCAUAUACUUUGACAACCCACAAACAAAAGUCAGUGGAUAACUUGAGGAUUGAGUAUGCAAUAAUUCUAAGAAUAAGCUUACUUUUUGUUUAAUUUUAAUAAGAUCUCCAUUGGUGUGGUGUUAGAUAAAGUUUACACUAUUCUUCCUGGAGUCCGCACUGUUAUGAUGUAAAUCACUUUGUGUUCGCCAGGCCUCCAUCCGGGUAAUUUGUAAUGAAUCACCAACUUACAGAUAGUAGCUUUUGGACCAUCGCACACCGGGGCAUGUCCCUACUCUUCUGCGAAAGGUGUAGAUCGAACACUACUCAACCCUGCAAUCUUUUUUGCAACUAGUUUUGUAUUGGUUUAAACAUUAGUAUAAGGAGAUCAGGUGCACACAUGGACACACACACAUACAUACACCACACAAACACACACACAUACAUAAAAACACACACACACAUACACACACACACACAAUACGUUUUACACACAAAACGCAACACAAACUAAUAAAGAAAGGGGCAAACACAGGGAAGUUUGAAAUUUCAGAUGUUUGGUGGAUUUUAGAGUGAAGAACUGCAAUUUUAACAGAAGAAAUUGGACGUACCCAAAAUUUUCACUGCUCAUUAAUUGAAAAAGACUGGGGUUCUUUGCUUACUUACUUGAUUUUGUCGAGUCCAAACUUACAGAAAUCACCAAGACUGUCCAAAACUUGGUCCAGUUUCUUGUGUUGGAAACUGCAGUUCAAACUUGAUUCACGAAUACUAAUAAUGGUAAUAAAAGAGGUGAUCGGUUAAAA
Molecule: messenger RNA, 1850 nt
Organism: Branchiostoma belcheri (Belcher's lancelet)
Lineage: Eukaryota; Metazoa; Chordata; Leptocardii; Amphioxiformes; Branchiostomatidae
Product: fucolectin-like
Exons: 5
Coding region: 69-764 (231 amino acids)
Source: RefSeq, a predicted model, not a curated record